Messenger RNA from Rhinolophus ferrumequinum (greater horseshoe bat), 6441 nucleotides. It is a transcript of the gene PDK1, whose product is annotated as pyruvate dehydrogenase kinase 1. The record is from RefSeq and is a predicted model, not a curated record. Gene Ontology annotation, cellular component: mitochondrion. The transcript has 11 exons. Lineage: Eukaryota; Metazoa; Chordata; Mammalia; Chiroptera; Rhinolophidae. The coding region runs from base 7 to 1323 and encodes 438 amino acids. Gene Ontology annotation, molecular function: pyruvate dehydrogenase (acetyl-transferring) kinase activity. Gene Ontology annotation, biological process: protein phosphorylation; regulation of glucose metabolic process.
CUCGGCAUGAGGCUGGCACGGCUGCUGCGCGGAGCCGCCUCGGCCGCCCCGGGCCGGGGGCCGCGCGCCGCCGGCUCCAGCGCCCGCCGCAGCCUCACCUCGCACUCGGGCUCCGGCCCGGCGCCCGAACGUGGCGUUCCGGGCCAAGUGGACUUCUACGCGCGCUUCUCGCCGUCCCCGCUCUCCAUGAAGCAGUUCUUGGACUUCGGAUCUGUGAACGCUUGUGAAAAGACCUCAUUUAUGUUUCUGCGGCAAGAAUUACCUGUUAGAUUGGCAAAUAUAAUGAAAGAAAUAAGUCUUCUUCCAGAUAAUCUUCUCAGGACGCCAUCAGUUCAAUUGGUACAAAGCUGGUAUAUCCAGAGCCUUGAGGAGCUUCUUGAUUUUAAGGACAAAAGUGCUGAAGAUGCUAAAACUAUUUAUGACUUUACAGAUACUGUGAUACGGAUCAGGAACCGACAUAAUGAUGUAAUUCCCACGAUGGCUCAGGGUGUGAUUGAAUACAAGGAGAACUUCGGGGUGGAUCCUGUCACCAGCCAGAAUGUUCAGUACUUUUUGGAUCGCUUCUUCAUGAGUCGCAUUUCAAUUAGAAUGUUACUCAAUCAGCACUCUUUAUUGUUUGGUGGGAAAGACAAAGGAAGCCCAUCUCAUCGAAAACACAUUGGAAGCAUAAACCCAAACUGCAACGUAGUUGACGUUAUUCAAGAUGGCUAUGAAAAUGCUAGGCGUCUAUGUGAUUUGUAUUAUAUUAACUCUCCUGAACUAGAACUUGAAGAACUAAAUGCAAAAUCACCAGGACAGCCAAUACAAGUGGUUUAUGUACCAUCCCAUCUCUAUCACAUGGUGUUUGAACUUUUCAAGAAUGCGAUGAGAGCAACCAUGGAAUACCAUGCUGAUAAAGGCGUUUACCCACCGAUUCAAGUCCGCAUCACACUGGGUAAUGAGGAUUUGACUGUGAAGAUGAGUGACCGAGGAGGUGGUGUUCCUUUGAGGAAAAUUGACAGACUCUUCAACUACAUGUACUCAACUGCACCCCGGCCUCGUGUCGAGACGUCUCGAGCAGUGCCCCUGGCUGGUUUUGGUUAUGGACUGCCCAUCUCGCGCCUUUAUGCACAGUACUUCCAAGGAGACCUGAAGCUGUAUUCCCUAGAAGGCUACGGGACAGACGCAGUGAUCUACAUUAAGGCUCUGUCAACAGAAUCAAUAGAAAGACUCCCAGUGUAUAACAAAGCUGCCUGGAAGCAUUACAAAACCAACCAUGAGGCUGAUGACUGGUGUGUCCCCAGCAGAGAGCCAAAAGACAUGACAACGUUCCGCAGUGCCUAGAUACGCUUGGGACACCUGGGAACUCCAAAUGUGGCUUUUGCAUUAGGUUUGGAAGGGACGGUGUUCAGAACUACAUUAUGCCAAAUACUUCAUGUAUCCUUUUCACAAUUAUCUAUUUGGGUAGAACAAAUGGAAGCUGAAUUCCAUUUAUGCCUGUUAAAUCUCCUGAAGGAUGAAAUUGUACCUAUUUGACACUUAUAUUUUCACAGUUAACCGAACAUAUUUUUAAAUAUAUGUAGUUUCAGUCAACUUUUCUCUUUUAUGGUAGAGUUCAGAAGAUUGAAAGUCUUUGGGUUUCUACAGGAAGCUGUGUGAUUUUUUAAAAUACUUUUCAUUAAGUCUGCUGGAAACGUUUUCUUAGUAAUACUGAUAAGCUAGUUAGCCAUCUUUCUGUUAUUUGGACGAGUUCUGCCAUCCUUUAUGUAGUAGUGGCAAUGGUAAGAUGGUCUUCCUGUUUACCGGUGACUAACUACAGGUAAAGCAGAAACCAUUGUUCUGUGAGUACAGAGCCAGCCACCUUUCAGUAUCUUCAUGCAUUGUCUUAGCUCUGAAGUUAAUUUAUCAUUUUAAAAUUUUAUUGCGAAAGAUUGUAAUGACUAGUUCCUUACGGAUCUGAGCCAAAAUCAAGGGCAAUCUACUUUGAAUGUGCAUGUGAUAAAUGCAAGGGGAAAUUUUUAUACUGAAAACCAACUAGCAACUGCUAACAUUCUAGAGAAGAAAUUAAAGGCAAAGCAGUGAGUCCCCAAAGCUGAACGUUAUUGAGAUUACCUAGGGGAACUUUUGAGGAUAGAGCCUUUCUGGGUCCCACUGCAGACAUGCUGAAUUAGGCUCCACAGCUAGAGCCCAGGAAUCUCUCAAAAUUCUUCUUGGGUGAGUCUGAUGCAUCACCUAGUUAGGGAACCAUUCUUUUAAAUUGAGUAAUGAUACCACAUUUACUAAAAUAAUAUGUAUCUUUAGGUUUUGGUUUUCACCUAUUGAAAGGUCAGACUGCUAGACUCGGAUGGCAAACUGAAUCUCAAGCCUGGUAUAAUUAGGAGCAUAAUUAGAAGCAGGAGAGAAAAUGACUGCUGGAGAACAGUAGCCAGAUAACAGAAGGAUCAGAACCAUAAGUGCAUAAGUCUUUACAAAGAACAUACAUCUUAUAAGAAAUAUCUAGGGGCGGCCGGUUAGCUCAGUUGGUUAGAGCGUGAGCUCUUAACAACAAGGUUGCCGGUUCGACCCCCACAUGGGCCACUGUGAGCUGCGCCCUCCACAACUAGAUUGAAACAACUACUUAACUUGGAGCUGAUGGGUCCUAGAAAAACACACUUAAAUAAAUAAAAGUUUAAAAAAAUAUAUAUAGACUUUGUUAUCAGGAAAAAAGUCAAUUUGGGCUUAUUGCAACAAUCCUUUGCAUUCGUGUGAUAAUUUGUAGCCUACAUAUACUUUGGUAUGUUAUGAUAUCUCCAUUGGGCUUUAAAACAGAGAGAUACAGAGCAGGUGGUUUCAUGCUUGUGUUGGGACUCAGAGUGUGGCCUAAAGUUGCACAGAAUUGGAGCCAGGGCCCAAACUGUAUAUGUUGGUCACUCCAUCAGCUCCCAAAUCUGGGAGACCAUGAAGUGAGGAGACUGCUGUCAGUCAGACCUCAUCUUUAAAGUGAAAGGGAAAUACAUUGACAAUAAAUUUUAAAGUAAGAUUUUAACUGUUUAAAGAACAGCUUUACUACUUAAAGGGGGGAAACUUUAUCUAUCUGGAAAAUACAUUGAGUUGAAACACCACAUUCUAGAACAAAAGGAUUGUAUAAGCUUAACGAUUCUACGUAAAUUUGUAAAUUGGGAGGGAUGUUAAGGGAGAGUUAGGCCGGAAUCCUGAUUUGACAGAUGCUGCUGCUGAGACUCCGGGUAUGUGGUUUGCCCCAGGCUUCUUACCUAAUCUGGCCAAAUGUUGGAAAAAGAGAUUUUACGUAACCUGUCGUUCCUUAAUUAUACAUUUUGUGAAAAGCAAUAGCAUAUGCUAAUAGAUGAUUUUUAUUAGUUCAAUGUGUUACAAUUUUUUAGCUUUACAUUACACUUUUCUUGUAAUGAUAAAAUUUUUAGAAUCCUUUGACUCAAAGUUACCUACUUUCUUUCCUAAACGAGACAUUUGUACAACUGACAAAAACUUGUUUUGAUUUAUGAAACACUCCCCCGACCUAAAAAAAAAACUUAAACUUUUUCCUUUUUAUUCAGAGCUAAGAGAUGGUGUUUUCAGAGGAAAAGUGAAAUCUUUUUUUUUUAGCUUCUUUUUAGGUAUAAUAACGGCUCUUUACUUUGUUGUGGUAAUGGACAGAAAAUUACAUACAAAAAUAUUCAAGGGAAGCUUUUUCCUAGUUGGUUUUAAAUCAUUGUGCCACCUGGGAAGUUUCUAGAGUUUUUACACUAUUUUGUCUACCAGCGUUUAAUGUGAUGCUAUGUAGUUAUAAAAACAUACAGAAGGAUAAGAAUUGAUACUAAGUGAUUUUUAUAACCUGAGCAUUUAGUGAAUGUGCCAACAUUUUAUAGAAAGAAUCGCAAAAAUAUUCUGCCCUAUACUUAAAAUACUGGCUGGUUUUAGAUAUCUUCAUGCUCAGUAGCAUUCACUUUCUUGCACUGUGAAGUUUUUACAUGAAGAUGUUGAGGUGGAAGUCUACCAUAUUAUUUUAUAAAAUAGUUUGUGAACGGCAAUAAACUGAAAACAUGGAUCAACUCUUAUUUUGAAAAUUAAAUUGGGUCAAUUUAGGUUUUGAAAAUACUAUUUUUUUUAAACAAAAGUAUUUCAUCACCAAGGGUCAACAUUCUAUAAACAUUCAAUAGUUUGUAGUUAGUUGGCUUGCACUAAAUCUCACUAUCUUCAGUAGAGGAAGUAUUUGGAACUUAGAUUUCCAAUGUGUGUAUUCUAACGGAGAAAGCCAGAGGGAGAGUUUGUAUGGUUUGAGUUAUCUUAGAUUUUCAUUAUCCAAACAUCCACAGAUGACUUAUUGCAUAAAUAAAGAUCUGUUGUGUGAUUUUUGAAUGGUUAUAUUUAAGUGCUUUUUGAGUAACUUUUCACAAUAUAACUAAUUGUAGAAAAGGUCUUAAUUGAACCUGCAUUACCUCUCUGCUUGUACCAGUUGAAAGUCAUACCUAAACAAAGAUAGAUUCCUAUCUUUUCCUGAUCGAUGGGAUGGGACCAAAACCCAUCAUUGUCAAAGCCAACAAGUUCCAUAACAGAAUACAGGUCAAGAACUGGGGACACAAACUCUUAGUGUUCUGUGCAAAUGAGUUAGCUCAUUUGUACACAUGGCUGUUGCCGGAGAAACUUUUCAUCAUAUAUGAUUAACUUCUAUCAUAUAUGAUAAUUAACUUUCUUACAGUGUAGCCCAAUGCACUUGAAAAAAUACUGUAAUUAAUAGUGUGAAGGACUUUAUGUGUGAUAAAAGAAGGCACCAUUGGUUUGCUUAGUUCCGGCAUUUUUAAACUAUUGCAUCUUUUGUUCUAUUCACAUGUUUGGAAAGAAUUAGACAUCAUACUACCCACUUUUUUUUUACAGCCUUUGCAUUUCUUCAGCAAUCACUACAACAGGCUUUUAACAGCAAAAGACAAGAUUGCCAGUGUUUGGUACAAAACUUUAGUCUUUUUCUCUUGUCUUGAAAAAGCUAUUGUUUAUACCCGGGAAUAGUGACAGCUAUCUUUUACUUGGUUAAAUUCAAGAUUUUUGAGCAAAAAUACAAAAUUUUCAUUCCAAUAAGAUAAACCAGAGAAACUUCCAUUAGAGUGUUGUCUUCAUCCAGAAGUUAAUUUUCUGGAAGUGUAGACGGGUACUUCCUGUAGUUGUCACAUAGAAUAUUGUCAGAAAUUUUGUAGUUUUUGAGUUGAAAUGUUGACAUCUGUUUAUAAUAAAUUAAAAAUGGUUGAAAUUUUUUUAGCAAAAGGUUUAUGAGGCCAGGGCAUUUUUAACUCAAAUAUAAAAAACCACAGUAUUUUUGCCAUAGUUCUAUACUUAGAUGUCUUCUUUUAUGGGAUUCAAACACUGGGACUAAAAAGACAAAAAAAUAAGUACCAUACUCAGAUGGCUUUUCUAGAUCAUGGAAUUAAAUUUUUCUUUUCCUGUAUCAUUUAAGAGCCACUCAGUUGAUUGGAUUCCAUUUUUAGUUAGACAUUUUGGAGGUUCUUAGAUAAUCGGACAUUUUCAUAAACCACAUUAAAUGGUGUCAUUUUGAAUUGCUAUAAUGAAAAAACUCCAUGUUUAAUUUCAGUCCCAAAUCAUGGAAGGUUAUUGUGACUUACAAUAAUCGGCAAAACUGAAAAUUGUCUUGCCUCAAACCUGUGUUUUCUAAAGGGAUAAAAUUAAUAAUGGGUAUUUUUGAGCUAGGACUCUACAUGCACUUUUAAUUUCCAAUCGGCAUAUCACAGCACUUGAUUUCAAUUUAAAGAGAAAGUUACAGUGGUAUUCUGUGUAAUGCUAUGAUCACUACACUCAGAGCUUCCAGAAGAUGAUUCUUCAGUGAAAACAACACAAAUGGAAGAUUUCUCUGGUUUCUUCUUAGAAGAGGGAACAUUGUGGUACUUUGAUCAACUACCUUUAAUUUAACAAGGUAAAAGACAGCUUUUACUACACUUCAGUGUAAACAACUGUCCUUUUAUUAAGUAUCCUGUUAAAGACAAUCUGAAAUUGUAUUUACUGUAAAGGAAAUAAGACUGUAUGUUUUUCUCUAACUAUUUUCUCAGAAGCAUUCUAAGUGAAAUGAAUUUGAUUUACUGCAACUGGUAGUUUAUUGCUGUGGGCAUUAAGCUAUCCACUAUGCUCUAUAAAAUAAAGACCACACAAAAGAAAUUCAAACAACCCAAAGUAAAAGGAAACGUUAGUGAAUACUAGGUUUAUAAAAUGGGUAUGUGCGUUUUCUCAAAUACUCAUCAUCACUGGAAGGCAUAAUUGUCCUGCAGUAUUGUCCAAAAGUAAUCUAAUUAUCCAUCCCACAAAUGUACUAGGCCCUACGCUAAAUCUGCAGUUUCCUGAUGAUGAGUACAAGUUGGCCACGGCAUUCGCUUUCAAUUUGUAACUUUCCAGCUGAAUUAUCUCUUGUCCAUCUCUAUCUUUGCUGUGAAUUCUGUAAUAUAUUAUUUUAGGUUUGUGUCUAUUCAA